UUUUUUUUUUUUUUUUUUUUUUUUUUUACUUUUUCUCUUUCAAUAAUAAAAGCUCUGUUUAAAAAUAACCAUGGCAGAGUAUAAACAAAAGCUCUAUGAAAUUCAACGAAGACAGGAAAAUCGUACCUGCUUUGACUGUCCAGCACCUAACCCUCAAUGGGCAAGUGUAAGUCAUGGUAUUUUCAUUUGUCUCGAUUGUUCGGGCGUACAUCGAUCUUUUGGUGUACAUAUUAGGUACCCUUUUCUUUUUAAAAAAAACCUCGAUGAAAAGCUUUGCCAUUGGAAAAAAAAAAAAACUAACAUCUCGUUUUAUAAAAAAGUUUUGUACGUUCCAUUAGUAUGGACAAGUGGUUUGAUGACCAACUGAAAAAGAUGGAUAUGGGUGGCAAUAAGAAUGCAAGAGACUUUUUCGAAUCUCAACCUGAUUACUCUCCCUCCAUGGCUCCACUUCAAAAGUACAGUAGUCGAUUUGCUGCUCUCUACCGUGAAAAGUUGGCUGCAGAGGUAGAAGGUAAAACUUGGACUCCAGCACUAUCCAAGGCAACCGCCACACCCGUUGCCACCUCUACACCCGCACGUACUGUCACUACCGCCGCUACACGAUCCUUGGGUAGUCAACGCAGUAACGGAUCGUCCGGUAGAAACUCGCCUGCCUUUGGUAGUGAUUUAGCUGCUGCCGGUGGAUUAGUGAGUGAUAAAGAAAGAAACGAGACUUAUUUUGCUACAUUGGGACAAGCCAAUGUCAAUCGAGAUGCUACACUUCCUCCUAAUCAAGGUGGUAAAUUCACAGGUUUCGGAAACCCCGCUUUUGAAAGUCCAUCAUCUUCUCGAAAUGCAACACCAGGUAUUGACGAUAUUAUAAACGAUCCGAUGCAAGCAUUGACAAAGGGAUGGUCUCUAUUAUCUAUGGGUAUGGAAGAAUUAGGUAAAGUCGCUGCGGAGGGCGUGAAAGUGGCAGCUCAGGGCGCUGGUCAAAUCGGACGUUACACCAAUGAGAAUUACAUUAAACCUGCACAAUCCCAAUGGAAUGAUCCUAAUUUUAGAAAUAAUGUCACGGGUUAUGUUCAGACGUUUGGUGACAAGACACGAAGUCUUGUGAACGACUCGUUGAGCCAAUCCAAUAGAAGUAGCAGUAGUAGUAGUUUAAGAAGUAACUAUAGUUCCUCCAAUCAUACCAACAACCAUGAUGCCAAUGAGGACUUUUUCAAUUCUACCAUUCAUUCUUUACAACAACCCCGUAGUGCAUCACCCGCUGCUGCUCAACAACAACCUGCUAGAACAAGAACUCCUCUGAGAGAAGCUUCAACAGUAAAGAAGGUUGUCAAGAACGAUUCGGAUGAUGAAUGGGAAGGCUGGUAAACAUACAAAACAAAAACACUAUUACUUAGACUAGAGUCCGCUAAUAACGAUAUAUAAAAAUAUAUAAUUUGGUUUUUUACUCCAAGUUUGCCAGGACUUUUUUUUUUUUUUUUUUUUGCGGGUCAGAAUUUUUUAC
This is a messenger RNA of Mucor mucedo, 1495 nucleotides long. RefSeq lists its product as uncharacterized. NCBI's taxonomy places the organism in Eukaryota, Fungi, Mucoromycota, Mucoromycetes, Mucorales, Mucoraceae. Gene Ontology annotation, biological process: regulation of ARF protein signal transduction; regulation of endocytosis. The transcript is spliced from 5 exons. The record is from RefSeq and is a predicted model, not a curated record. Bases 340 to 1359 code for a protein of 339 amino acids. Gene Ontology annotation, cellular component: Golgi membrane. Gene Ontology annotation, molecular function: GTPase activator activity.